AUGCCGUCGCUUACCGGCGUUGCGAUUCGCUUUCUUACCAGGAUAUUAUACUACAGACACGGCAUUUUGGCAUUAAUUCUCGUGUGCAAUCUAUUUCUGCGUUCAGUAAACGCAGGUGAAGUGUUAUGGGCCGUGAACUGCGGCGGAGACGAACAUACGGAUAUUCAUGGCAUUCGAUAUCAAGCAGACCCCUUAGAUGUUGGAUACAGUUCGGAUUUCGGAAAGAGUCUGUUGAUACAGCGAGUUAUUCCACAGGAUCAGAUUUUGUAUCAGACAGAACGGUAUCAUGUCAGUACUUUCGGUUAUGAUAUACCCUUGUACAAGGAUGGCGAAUACGUCAUUGUUCUUAAAUUCAGUGAAGUGUGGUUUGCUGCUCCCAAUCAAAAGGUUUUUGAUGUUGUAUUAAACGGGGAGCAUACGAUUGUCAGCGAGCUUGACAUAUAUGCCAAGGUCGGCAGAGGGGUUGCUCACGAUGAAAUGAUUCCUUUCACGAUACGUGGAGGAAAGCUGCGAGUUAAUGGAGAGUCUUCACAGAUCGAUGGAAAUAAAAUCACUGUUGAGUUCAUUAAGGGGGACCUGGACAAUCCAAAGGUGAAUGCCAUUUAUGUGAUGAGGGGCACAGUUGAUGACGUACCAAAACUUCCUACAAUGCCUGGAGCUGAUGUGGUUGAAGAGGACGAUGAUGAAGACGAAGAGUCCCCCAGUAUCAAACAUCAGAAGUCCCGGAAACCAUCAGGCCCCAGGAUUAAAGACCCAUACGCCGCAGACGACACAAGUGCCAUGCUCUUUCCAGUAUUUGUUGCAAUCGGGGCUUUUAUCCCCUUGUUGUACUGUCUAUGUAAAUUAUAA
Messenger RNA from Candidula unifasciata, 849 nucleotides. The record is from the annotation of a GenBank genome assembly. NCBI's taxonomy places the organism in Eukaryota, Metazoa, Mollusca, Gastropoda, Stylommatophora, Geomitridae.